This is a messenger RNA of Laetiporus sulphureus 93-53, 267 nucleotides long. RefSeq lists its product as uncharacterized. Lineage: Eukaryota; Fungi; Basidiomycota; Agaricomycetes; Polyporales; Laetiporaceae. The transcript has 2 exons. The record is from RefSeq and is a predicted model, not a curated record. The annotation marks the transcript as partial.
AUGACGGCACUAUUGGAUUCUGGAGCAUUCUCUUGCUAUAUCGACCAAAGAUUCGCUGAGAAGCAUGGGUUUAAGAUGAUACCUCUAAAGCAUGAAAUCCAAAUCCUCAACACAGACGCCAGCCCCAACAAGGGUGAUGCAAUUACUCAUCUCACGGACAUUGGGAAAUUAGACAUGAUCAUUGGGAUGUCAUACUUAUGUCAGCAUAAUUCAGAAAUCAACUGGCAAGCUGGAGAAUGGAAAUACUCACGAUGCCCGAGUACGUGU